CGGUCGAGAUAUUUUCUCCAAAAUGGCAGUGCCAGAAAGAAAACCUCUGCCCUUCGUCGCGAAUUUCGCUGCCGGUGCCAUCGCUGGGGUGUCUGAGAUUUUGACCUUCUAUCCUCUCGAUGUCGUCAAAACGCGUAUGCAACUUGAGACGGGCAAGUCCAAGGCGGGCUUGGUAGGAACCUUUCAGAAUAUCAUCCGUGAAGAAGGAGUCGGGAGGCUCUACAGAGGCUUGGUGCCACCCCUUAUGCUUGAAGCACCAAAGCGCGCCACCAAAUUCGCGGCGAACGACUUCUGGGGAAAGAUCUACCUGAACCUUACGGGCCAGAAGAAGAUGACCCAAGAGCUUGCCAUCCUGACUGGUUCUAGUGCAGGUGCCACAGAAAGCUUCGUUGUCGUGCCGUUUGAACUCGUAAAGAUCAAGCUGCAAGACAAGCACAGUACCUUCGCCGGCCCCAUGGACGUGGUGAGGACUAUCAUCAGGAAAGAGGGACUGCUAGGUUUUUACGUUGGAAUGGAGUCUACGUUCUGGCGCCAUUUGUGGUGGAACGCGGGAUAUUUCGGAUGUAUUUUCAAAGUGAGGGAAAUGCUCCCGAAGCCCGAGUCAAAUAAGGCGCGUCUGCUCAAUGACCUCGGAGCCGGAACAGUCGGAGGUUUCGUCGGUACCGCUAUAAACACUCCAUUUGAUGUCGUGAAGUCACGAAUCCAGGGCGCCACGAAGGUUCCGGGUGUAGUGCCCAAGUAUAAUUGGACAUACCCCGCGCUGGUGACUAUUGCCCGCGAAGAAGGCUUCGGCGCGCUCUACAAGGGCUUCACGCCCAAGGUCAUGCGGUUAGCGCCCGGUGGAGGCGUACUCCUGCUCGUGGUCGAGUUCACGUUGAACAUCUUCCGCAAGGCUCUCGGCCCGCCGUACGUUUAGGCUACCGUAGUGAACCUCGCUUGGGUAUAGUUGCCGACGAAUACACGAGAGAUCUAGAAUAUUGUAGACGAUAUGUUGUGCAAAUAGACUCGAUAUGUGCAUUG
Phanerochaete carnosa HHB-10118-sp is the source of this 1020-nucleotide messenger RNA. RefSeq lists its product as uncharacterized. Bases 23 to 916 code for a protein of 297 amino acids. The record is from RefSeq and is a predicted model, not a curated record. The transcript is spliced from 14 exons. Lineage: Eukaryota; Fungi; Basidiomycota; Agaricomycetes; Polyporales; Phanerochaetaceae.